Molecule: messenger RNA, 1057 nt
Organism: Micromonas pusilla CCMP1545
Lineage: Eukaryota; Viridiplantae; Chlorophyta; Mamiellophyceae; Mamiellales; Mamiellaceae
Exons: 2
Coding region: 1-927 (308 amino acids)
Biological process (GO): cellular response to phosphate starvation
Source: RefSeq, a predicted model, not a curated record
AUGAAGUUCGGGCACACGUUCGCGGAUCUCAUCGAGGCGACGCAUCCGAGCGUUCGAGAGAAGUUCCUAUGCUACAAGACCCUGAAGAAGGUCCUCAAGGACAUCCCCGAGGAGGCGAAGAGCAGCGACGGGUCGCCCGCGGAGGGCGCGGUGAAAUCCCCGCCGCAGAGGCGGCAGCUCACCGGCCCUCGGCUCGCGUUCGUGAAGACGCUCAACGCGGAGCUCGCCAAGUUUAACGAGUUCUUCAUGAACUCCGAGGAGGAAUUCGUCAUGCGCGAGCGACGCCUGAGCGGGGAGUACCGCCGGGUGCUCAACAAGGAGGGCGAGAAGGCGGACGAGUACACCGUGGACGCGCACAAGAAGAUGUGCCGCGCGUACGCGGACUUCCACGGCGAGCUCGUGCUCAUGGAACACUGGGUGUCCUUAAACUACACCGCGCUCGUGAAAAUUUUAAAGAAGCACGACAAGCGCUCGUCGUCGCUGUCGCUGCGGUCGCCGUUCUUGGUCAGCGUGCUCCAGCAGCCGUUCUACAGCACCGAGGUCUUGACGCAGCUGGUAUCGAAAGUCGAGAAGCGGUUCCGGACGUUAAACGCGAUGCUCGUGGAGGAAGCCGGCGGCGUCCCCGUCGCGGCCGGAGCCGGGGCCGGAGCCGGGGCUGGCGCGUCGGAGCGCGCGAGCCAGCCGCCGCCGCUGACGGAACGGAGCGGCAGCGACGAGGAGGAGGACGCGCGGGUCGAGGCGAUGGCGAGGACGAAGGCUGCGAUGGCGGGGUGGAACGGGCUGAAGAACUCCGAGGCGGUGGUUCGACCGUACGGAGACGUGGACGCGGGAAGACGGAGGAACGAACGCCGCGCCGGGGGGGGCGGGAAGCGCGCGGCGUCGGCGGAGGCCGCGACGUCCACGCCGGGGAAGAAGGUCAGGGCGUGAGCGAGAGACGCGUCGCGUCGAUCGAUUCGCGGGGUGGGACGGGGAUAACAGACGACGAUAUUAGGGGAACAGCGCGCGCGCGAGACGAAGGACGCCCUUCGCUCUGAUGCAUUCUAUCAUUUUGUACGAU